AUGAUUGUACAACUAAUUGUUGUUGGACUGGCUGUUAGUCAAGGUAUGGUGUUUUUAACUGAUUCAUAAGAGCUUAAAGACGUUUUUUGAUAGUUUAAAGUGAUUUAUAUAAUGAUUAUGCUUACUAUUGUAGCUUGAAAUUAAAAAAACCUUGAUUUUAACAUAAGUUAUUUCAGUAUUAUCCCACCCAACUCCUCAAUUCGGACAAAGCGGCCAAUUCGAAAGCCAUGAAGGUAGACAAGGUCAACAAGGAAGCUUCGGCCAAGAAGGUCAAUUUAGACAGAACGGUCAAGAAGGUGGCUUUGGAAGUCAAGGUGGAUUCGGAGGUGAAGGAGGAUUUGGAGGUCAAAAUGGCCAAGGUUUCGGCCAAGGACAAGUUUCAUUUGAAGGCUCUGAACAACGUCAGAAACGUCAAGAAUCCUUUGGAAGUAUAGAUGGAUUCAGCCGAGGUCCAGGACAAGAGAACAGUCAGUUCGGCCAACAAGGUGGUGAACAAGAUCAGUUCGGCCAAGGUGGUCAACAAGGUGGCUUUGGAGGUGAAAAUGGCAAAGGCUUUGGUCAAGGAGGCCAAGGACAAGGUAACGAAGGAUGGGAAGGUCAUACUGGAGGACCACAGAAACGUCAGGUUAGUGAACAAGGACAAGGAAAUGGCCAAGAAGGUCAAGAUGGUCAACAAGGAGGUAGCCAGCAAGGCCAAAGAAGCCAACAAGGAAAUGAACAAAGCCAAAGUGGUCAACAAGGAGGUGAACCAGGUCAAUCACAAGGUCAGGGAAGCCAACAAGGAGGUGAACAAGAUCAAAGUGGUCAACAAAAUCGUCAGAAGCGUCAAGCUUCAACUGGCGACAACACCGAUUCCAAUCAAAGCCAAGGCCAACAGUCUAAUCAAAACGGUCAGUCUGGCCAAGGUGGAGCUGGUAAUGGUCAAGUAGGUCAAGGAAAUGAUCAAGGAGCUCAAGAAGGACAACAAUCAAGCCAAUCAAGUCAAAAUAGACAAGAUAAUAACCAAAAUGGACAGCAGCAAGACUCUGAACAACGACAAAAACGUGCCGUUUCAAGCGAAAGCCAUGAACAUAGUCACGAGAACUCAGCUGGAAGUCCAAACCAAAACGAUAGACAACAUGAAGAUGGUUCGACUGGUCAGUCAGGCCAAAAUGGUCAGCGACCAAGCCAGGAAAUCGACAGAAAUUAA
Messenger RNA from Bursaphelenchus okinawaensis, 1189 nucleotides. Lineage: Eukaryota; Metazoa; Nematoda; Chromadorea; Rhabditida; Aphelenchoididae. The record is from the annotation of a GenBank genome assembly.